AUGUCGUGUCCUUUUUUAUGUGCCAGUUCGCGGCGCAGUCCUCUUCUGCUACAGAAGAAGACAGAGCUCGGCCAUUGUCUGUCUCCGCUCUCCGCCGCCGGCCGCUCGGCCGCCGAUGAAUGGGACAAGUUCACGAUCCGCGACAGAGAGGGCCGUAGCGCAGGCCUCAAGUGCGAGCGAGAUAGACGCCCGAUCUGCGGACGGGCCGAAUUACCGCUGCCCGAGUUUUGCUUUGAGCCGGCCGAUCCAGUUGCACCGCGUUCGGCGCACGAGUCGCUCGUGUGUUGGCGGCCCGCG
Messenger RNA from Iphiclides podalirius (scarce swallowtail), 297 nucleotides. NCBI's taxonomy places the organism in Eukaryota, Metazoa, Arthropoda, Insecta, Lepidoptera, Papilionidae. The record is from the annotation of a GenBank genome assembly.